CCCCUCCCCUCUCGCGUUGUUUCUUUGCGGGAGGGAGAGGAAGGGGAGGAGACUCAAGCUACUACCGCCUCAAACCACCUCUCCGUCCUCCUCGCGUCGCUAGUAAAGCUUGUGCUCCUUGGACGUUCCUUUUCUGCCUUAAAAAUCGGGUGUCUUUUAUGAAUAAUCAAAAGCAGCAAAAGCCAACGCUAUCAGGCCAGCGUUUUAAAACUAGGAAAAGAGAUGAAAAAGAGAGGUUUGACCCCACUCAGUUUCAGGACUGUAUUAUUCAAGGUUUAAAUGAAACUGGUAGUGACUUGGAAGCAGUAGCAAAAUUCCUUGAUGCUUCUGGAGCAAAACUUGAUUAUCGCCGCUAUGCAGAGACACUCUUUGACAUUCUGGUGGCUGGUGGAAUGCUGGCCCCAGGUGGUACACUGGCAGAUGACAUGAUGCACACAGAUGUCUGUGUGUUUGCAGCACAGGAAGACCUAGAAACGAUGCAAGCAUUUGCUCAGGUCUUUAACAAGCUGAUCAGGCGUUACAAAUACCUGGAAAAAGGCUUUGAGGAUGAAGUCAAAAAGUUGCUGCUAUUCUUGAAAGGUUUUUCAGAGUCUGAGCGGAACAAACUGGCCAUGCUGACGGGUAUUCUUCUGGCCAAUGGAACACUUAAUGCGUCAAUUCUCAACAGCCUGUAUAAUGAGAAUCUAGUUAAAGAAGGUGUUUCAGCAGCCUUUGCAGUAAAACUGUUCAAAUCGUGGAUAAAUGAAAAAGAUAUCAAUGCAGUGGCUGCUAGCCUUCGUAAGGUCAACAUGGACAACAGGCUGAUGGAACUCUUUCCAGCCAACAAGCAAAGCCUUGAACACUUCACAAAAUACUUCACUGAUGCAGGAUUGAAGGAACUUUCUGAAUACGUCCGGAACCAGCAGUGCAUAGGGGCUCGUAAAGAACUGCAGAAAGAACUGCAGGAGCAGAUGUCACGUGGGGAUCCCUUUAAGGAUAUCAUCUUGUAUGUCAAGGAAGAGAUGAAGAAAAACAACAUAUCAGAACAGACCGUGAUAGGCAUUAUCUGGUCUAGUGUAAUGAGCACAGUGGAAUGGAACAAAAAAGAGGAGCUAGUAGCGGAACAAGCCAUCAAGCACUUGAAGCAAUACAGCCCUCUUCUUGCUGCCUUUACAACCCAAGGUCAGUCUGAACUGACUCUGUUGCUCAAGAUUCAGGAGUACUGUUAUGAUAACAUCCACUUCAUGAAAGCCUUCCAGAAAAUAGUGGUGCUCUUCUACAAAGCUGAGGUGCUAAGUGAAGAACCCAUCCUGAAGUGGUAUAAGGAUGCACACGUUGCCAAGGGAAAGAGUGUCUUUCUGGAACAAAUGAAAAAGUUUGUAGAAUGGCUCAAGAAUGCUGAGGAAGAAUCUGAGUCUGAAACUGAAGAUGGUGACUAAGUUUUCAAAACUGUCAACAGUAAAGCAAACAGGAGCAGUAGAUAAAACGUCAUGUCUCGUGUCCUUCUGAUUCUUACAUCCUACCUCCCUGUAUCAAGCAUGGUAUAAGGGCUCUCAUGGCAAAUUUAUGUUUGUGUUUUCUAUGGUCAUUAGAGAACACUGGAUUUAGGUUUUCAAAACCAUGUGCUAGUAGCUUACAGGAGCUAUAGAUUUGAUUCUAACAUUGCAUUAGUCUUUUUUUGAGUUACAUUCUACCUCCUGUAUUUUCUACUGUAACAUAAUUUAAGGCCUUCCACAAAUUAAAUUCAUUUUAUCCCUGGGUUUUCUAUAAAAGUUUACAAGUAGACAUGAUUUCAAAAAAUGAAAUUUGUUAUAAAAAUUCUGUUUGCAAAUUAAAUUGUACGAGUAUCCAAAGUCAAGAGGCCAUAUGUUUGAUUUUGUGUGAAAGAUAACUAGACCCAACCAAGAGUGAUGGAUUCCUAAAUCAUCACAUUAUCACUCUCUUGUACGCAAUUAUCAGUGCAAUUUGCUGUCACCUACAAUGUUUGGACUAAGCUCUUUGCCUUCAGCUUCUUGGUUCUGGUAUUCUUGCACAGUCUUAAGCAAGUCCUAGAACUACCUUAUAACGUUCCAUGUUCUCUUCUGCAAAAUCUGUUUUUUUUUCCUUUGCUGUCAGUGGAAACAAAGUAGAGGUUCAGCCUCCGAAUACAGAAAAGUUUGCAACAGCCAUUUAUAAUACUAAGCAAAGCCACCGUGCAGUAAAACAUUUUUCUUGAAGGUUCUAGCUAAAAACUUUCUUACAGCAUUUGUAUUUUAUGUAUUGAACACCUGCAGGUUAAAGAUUCUGUACCAAAAUAUGCUCCAACUAUCAUUUCAUACAUUUAUCUUCCCAAUAAUUGUUUACAUUCUUGAAGAAUGUAUUCCUGUUACCAAGUUUAAGCAAGAUAAAUGAUUUGCUAUCCCUUCUGGAUACUUCUCCCACUAAAAAAGGAUGGAAGGAAACUAGGUAAAUCUUAUUUCUACAUAAGCAUGGGGUAUUUGUGUUGCCCUGUGUGUAAAAUCUUGUAUCAGCACCCUCUUUAUAUGCAAGAGAAGGGAGAAUGUCUGGACUGAACUGGGUCUAAUUGGUAAUAGAGAAAAGCUGUAUGUGUUGUCAGUUUGUUUAUCCAAGGCCACUAGGAAUGGGAUGUUCAGAAUAGCUCUAGGAGAGUCUCUGAUUACACUUGCCAACAUGUGACAUUAACUGAAAUCUCUUACCAGGGAAUGCUCUAGGACAGUGUUUCCCAAAGUGUGGUACGUGUACCCCUGGUGGUACGCGAAAGGGUUUCAAGGGGUAUGCAGCCGAAUGUUUUUUUGUACUUUAUCAUGGGGGUUUAGCGGCAAAAAACAUGUGCGUGUGUUCUUUUAAGAGAAAAUACAGUUCUUGUGAUUUCUCCAGUUUCUCACACAAUCAUGUGAGGGAAGAUCAAUAUAAUAACAGUGGUUUAUCCCGAUGUUAUUCAGCGCGUAGUCUUUCACUCUCAAUGCAUCCCUCCAGUUUCUCAUAAGACUCGGACUCCCUUGCAAUUACUUUGGCCACCAAAAAACGCUUCUAGACAGAUGGCGCCACAAAGAUAUUUAUGCGUAUGCUCGACUACAAAAAUGUUCACUCCGGGAAGUGGGGAAGUGGAGUUUUCCUCUAUCUUCAGCCCUGCAGCGGCCAUCUCGCCAGCCACUUCCCUCUUGGGGAAUCUCCUGCUCUUUGGCUGCAGAGCGGUUUUUUUGCCCAUCCUGCCUGGCCUGCCCGCUCAUCAGCUGUGAAUUUUAGGCAGGAAGUUUCAGUCCCCUGCCUGCUGUUGGGCUGUGUGUCCGAGUGGCUUCCCAGGCAGGAUGGGGGGAAAACCACUCUGCAGCGAAAGAACGGGAGAUUCAAACCUGCUGCAUGCUGCAUGAUUUUCGGCUGGAGUUUCUGGUUUUGGGGGGUCCCUUCCGGGUCUCCAGCUAACUUACCUUAAUCUCCAGACUCUCAGGUAAGUUUCUAGGUCAUCUGGUUCCCAAGAUAUACACCAAAAUGUCACCCCCCCCGAAAUUAUAGGAAUUACGAAUGUGUUAUAAUACCUUACCCCUCUCCCAAUUAUUUUUGUGAAAGUUGGGUAUGCCGGUAAAAUCAAUGUCUCAAAAGGGGUACGCGCAUGUUGAAAGUUUGGGAAACACUGCUCUAGGAGAUACUUUUCCCCAGUUUCCCGGUAUGCCUAGUGAAGAAGGUAAAUUGCUUGUCAAGAAUUGCAAUGAGGCAGUAGCAGCAAGAAGUAGUUCUUACAAUGAAAAUUGUCCCUUGGGCUUGUAUAGCAGUCCAUCCCUGUAUCCAGUUUUAGUUCCCUAACAAGUUUUCCUUGGGGGAAAAGUUUAGCCAAAAAUUUCUGGCCAUAUAAAUCUAGAAUAAAUACCUCAUACAGCAAGCUUGUGCCAUCUAGUGUAUGUACUACCACAGACAAUAGGUGUUAUCCAGCGAGUUCCUAAUUGUGGAAGACCCCUUAAUUGCCUGGGAGUAAGGGUAGCAGUCCUUUUUCAGUUUGAAGGCCACAUUUGCUUUAGGCAACCUCAUAUGGCCAAAAGCAAAGGCAAAAAUGGGAGCAAUUACUGUAAAAUUUACCUUACACAAUUCCUCUCUUCUUCAGGCAAAUGAGCUGGGAUCAAGAGUUCAAGGACAAUUCCAGCCAGGCAAAAAUACUUGAGAAAAGUGGCUUGGGAGGGGGUGAGGCCUAGGGAGUCCCAAAGGCCAGGCAGGCAUAGAUGCCUACAUUUGCUUCCCGGACAGUCAUUAUGAUGAGACCUUGUAGAUCUUGGGAGUGAUUUUCAAUUAGAUGAACAACUGGACAUCAGCGGCCCUUGUAAUGGCAACAAAAUGUCCUUCCUAAAUGGUAUUAAUGAAAUUAAAUUGGGGGGGGGCUACCAAGAGUAAAUUGAUAUGUGAAAGGGCUGUGACCACGGAUCAGAUGGGAUACUCAAAAUUUCUGGGCUUGUAAUUCCUUAAUUCUAAAAAUACUUCAUACCACCUUCUGGUGGUAGAACUUGGGAGUUCAAUUUGCACCAAAGAAUAUUGGAACUUUGCUUGCAGGCACCUUUACAAAUCUUCCUGAAGGAAGUCAACAAUUUAGUUCAGGCUUUGAAAUUUAGAGCACAGCUUGAGGUGCGCAGCCCUAGCUAACAUGUUACUAACAUAAUUUUAAUUGGCGUUUGCCUGUUCUGUCCUGUGUGUGGGAUUGAUCCUAGACAUUUUCGGCCUGGUUUGCUGAGGGAAAGUUGGAACAUAACUGAAUUGUAAGCUUGUCCAGUGCUUUUCUGAACUACGCUUUGGAAUAAUCUAAAAAAAGAAUUCUCCUAACAGGUGAGGACACUGCCCAGUUUAAGGGGAAUGGUGGACAUAUAACGAGGGCUCCCUAGGACUGGCCACCUCGAAAAGAAUUCUUUGGGUCUAGAUUAGAAGCACUUUGUUUACAUGAGGGUUGUUAACCUUUUGUGCAGUAGGGACAUGGCCUACCACAAAAUCACUGCCCAAUUUAGUAAAGCAGAAUGCUAUGCUCACUAAGCACAGAAAUGGAUAUCCAUUUACUGAGAACCUUCACAGAUCCCAUGAAGAGGUACUUUGUGGUUACUGUCACUGACAACCACAUGUGAUACCCCCCCAUUAAAUUCUAUCAUAAACCCACUACCCCAUAUAAGUAUUAAAACAGUCUUAAUAGUAUUGAUUUGCAAUUUCCUCUAUAGUCUACAUAUAGUUAAUGUGCACAUGUUGAACUGGAAGGCAGAACUCAAAAAAAUGUUUGAGAAAUGUAGCUUUCAUUUUUAACAAGGCCUAGGUCAUACUAUAUAGGCUUGAGCAUAGGAUCAAAUGACUGCCUGAAGCAAGAGGUGUGUCUGAAUUAUAUCAAGUAUCCACAGUAUGGGGGAUUCAAGUGUUUUGCCAAUAAACCCUAUGGUAAGCCAGGCUCCACUGUAAACAAAUAGCAGCAAUGGCAUUUCCUUAGGCCCCAGGUUCCUCAUUUAGAGCAACAUGAAUCUGUGGCUGCAUGUAAAGCAGAACCUCCUGCUGCCGCUGCCUCCCCCCCCCCGGGCUAAGACUAUUGUAGGGCUACAGCUCUUUAAAACUUAGAAACAGUGAUAUGGAUAGCCCUGCUCCUAUGCAAGAGGAAGACGACUGCAAGUUCUACUGUCAAAUGUUUUAUUUCAAGUGUCAAGUUAAUGGACAACACAAUAUGAAAAAGAUUUACAGGGCUAAUUACAAAAUAAAUACUUAAAAAAAAUCUUAUUUGCUUUUUGACUGACACAGUCUAUAGUCACCUAGAGAAUUUAUGUUAUUUAUUUCUCCUUUAAUGAAGAAAAGAAAGGAUGCUCCAAAGCUUCUGCAAGAAUAAUUCUUUUGGCUGGGUCAUACUCCAACAUCUUUUG
This is a messenger RNA of Rhineura floridana, 5846 nucleotides long. It is a transcript of the gene BZW1, whose product is annotated as basic leucine zipper and W2 domains 1. The transcript is spliced from 12 exons. Gene Ontology annotation, cellular component: membrane; cytoplasm. NCBI's taxonomy places the organism in Eukaryota, Metazoa, Chordata, Lepidosauria, Squamata, Rhineuridae. Gene Ontology annotation, molecular function: protein binding. The coding region runs from base 159 to 1418 and encodes 419 amino acids. The record is from RefSeq and is a predicted model, not a curated record.